Xenopus laevis (African clawed frog) is the source of this 1145-nucleotide messenger RNA. It is a transcript of the gene nfu1.S, whose product is annotated as NFU1 iron-sulfur cluster scaffold S homeolog. Gene Ontology annotation, cellular component: mitochondrion. Gene Ontology annotation, biological process: iron-sulfur cluster assembly. The transcript is spliced from 8 exons. Gene Ontology annotation, molecular function: iron-sulfur cluster binding; iron ion binding. The record is from RefSeq and is a predicted model, not a curated record. NCBI's taxonomy places the organism in Eukaryota, Metazoa, Chordata, Amphibia, Anura, Pipidae. Bases 68 to 862 code for a protein of 264 amino acids.
CGCGGUAAAUAACCUCCCUGUCAGUUCUCAAUGACUCAGGCGCGCUUCGGGCAGCCUAUAUCUUUUCAUGACGACGCGGGGUCCUUUCGAAAGGUCAACAAACAUGGCGGCGCCCGCGAGCAGGUUACUCCGUUUCCUGGCAGUAAGGAGCGCAAAGUUUUACCCUCAGCUUAGGCCUGAUUUUUAUUCAACGACAGCCCAGGCAUAUCCGUUUGGUAAAAGGAAGCCCCUGCAACCAGUGAAUUCAGUAUAUAAUCCAGUGAGAUGUAUGUUCAUUCAGACUCAGGACACGCCAAACCCCAACAGUGUCAAGUUCAUUCCAGGAAGAGCUGUUCUGGAUGCAAGAACCAUGGACUUCCCAAAUCCUGCUUCUGCCUUUUGCUCCCCAUUGGCUAGGCACCUUUUCAGGAUUGAGGGAGUAAAGAGUGUUUUCUUUGGACCAGAUUUCAUCACUAUCACCAAAAAUGGUGAAGACAUGGACUGGAAUUUAAUAAAACCUGAUAUUUUUGCCACCAUUAUGGAUUUUUUCUCUACUGGCCUACCGGUAGUGACCGAUGAGGCACCUCGUGGUGAUCCAGCUGCCUCAGAAGAGGAAGAUGAAGUGGUGGCCAUGAUCAAAGAACUGCUGGACACCAGGAUCAGGCCUACAGUGCAAGAAGAUGGUGGAGAUGUCCUGUACAAAGGCUUCCAGGAUGGCAUUGUCCAGCUGAAGCUGCAGGGGUCCUGUACCAGUUGCCCUAGCUCCAUCAUUACACUAAAGAGCGGCAUUCAGAACAUGCUGCAGUUCUACAUCCCAGAGGUUGAAGGAGUAGAGCAGGUGACGGAUGAAGAUGAGGAAGAUGCUGGAAAAGAAACUGCCUGAGACUUCCUGAUCAUAAAUAGUAACUUGCUGUCUAUAUCCGGCAUCUGCUUGAUAGAAAACCACAGCCAUUUCUAAUCCCGGCGGCACUGUGAACUGGCAACCAGUUGAGUGGUUUAGGUAGCCUUCGCCAGUCUCAAAUGGGAAAAAAAGAAUUUGUUUGUUUUUUUUUGCGGACGGGGGAUCUAGAAGAUAAAUAUUACAAUCGUUUAUUUUAAUAUUCAAUCUCAUGAUUAAUUAUUGUAUUUAUCUGCCUGUUGGAAUAAAAGGCUCAUAUAUGUGCAAA